CCCAUCACAUCUUCGAUACCGACGACGAGCAUUUACACGAGCGAGCUCAACAUCAAUCACCACAUCAACGACAACAGUCCCACUCGUCAACAUCGGUCUGCAUGACAAAGCGAGCCAGCACCGCAUACUAUCCCAGCUUGCUCCCAUCACCGCCUCCAGGCACAGUUUCGGCUUCCCUGCACCGCAAUCGGGCGUGUCUGCUGCCUUGAGUCACCCGCUAAAAGACCCACCCUCACCACUUCGCACGCCCACCACAACUCCACCACGGCACACCCCCCUCCCUUCGGCAACGCCAAGGUCCACGCUGCAACUCACUUGGUUGCUUGGAUUUUAUAACAACCCGAGCCCGCCCCUCCGGAAGACAUCUCCGGAUCCUCUUGAUCAUCAUGUCCACUGCCGCAGUUGCUCGACCACAAACUGCAAGCUUCUCCUUUGGAAAGCAACAACCACUCAUCCGAUCCGCCACCAAGAAAGCCAUGUCCAUCACGCAGACUUACUACCUGGCUCACAAGGCCCGGGCCAAGCUCUCUCGCGAGGCGGCCCAGCCUGAUCACGACCUCCGCCUGCUCGUAGGGCACGCCAACCUCCUCGACUCCCUGAUGCUUGAGCUUGCCGAUGCCGAGCGCGAGCAGGAGCGCUGGUUCAACCAGUCGGUUCGCGGCUCUUCAAGCGAUAAGACUGCCGCCCGCCACGUCCAGUGGGCCGAUAGCAUCGCUGAGCAGCCCGAGGACGAGUACGACUCCGACUCUUCUGACUCCGAUUCCGACUUUGACUACGAGGACGACGUUGAGAUGACCCCCGCCGUCUCCGUCUCCGCCCGGACGCCGGUCGUCACUUCCCGACCGGUGGCCGCCUACGACGACGAGCAGGAAAUGGGCGACGACCUCGAAGAGGACUACGCCCAGCUCGAGCUCGUCCGGACACCAUCCCACUCCAACUCGCCGCCCGAGCUUCUCGCCGACCACGACUCUGAAGAGUCUGACGACGAGUCGAUGCCGCCAUCACCUGCCGACGCCUUGCUGCCCUACACCGAGAAGGAGGCCAAGGAGCAGGGUUCGCUGUACGACGAAGAGUACUACGUCUCGCGGAGGUCUCCCGCGGGCCUGGUAUCUGCCAUCUCGGUAUACUAGGUUCCGACGCAGCUCUUUCCAGCGAAUUCUCUCCAGUCUCAAUUCUUUACGGCAGCGAUGGCAUAGCACGGCGUUUUUUACUUCUACAUGGGCAUGAUACCUCACGGCAUAUGGCGGGCAAACUGGUUUUUAAAAAUAGCGACUUUUGAUUUCAUACAUUCACGUUCAUGUUUUACGAGAACGGUCACCACUCUAGAAAGGACAAACAGCACAUUGUCAAGGGAUAUACCAAUGAUGAUGGGGGAAAUGUCAAAUGAUACAUUGCAUUUUGCGAUUGCCGCUCCCGGGCUCUCAGGAGAAGCUGAAGCCAACGGUAGAGUGGCAGCGGGUUCGGUCGGCAUCUGGGCCGCUAGAUAGGCACAACGGAACAAUUGAACAGAGCCGAU
Purpureocillium takamizusanense is the source of this 1516-nucleotide messenger RNA. RefSeq lists its product as uncharacterized. NCBI's taxonomy places the organism in Eukaryota, Fungi, Ascomycota, Sordariomycetes, Hypocreales, Ophiocordycipitaceae. The coding region runs from base 387 to 1130 and encodes 247 amino acids. The record is from RefSeq and is a predicted model, not a curated record. The transcript has a single exon.